Molecule: messenger RNA, 5562 nt
Organism: Pangasianodon hypophthalmus (striped catfish)
Lineage: Eukaryota; Metazoa; Chordata; Actinopteri; Siluriformes; Pangasiidae
Product: casein kinase I
Exons: 11
Coding region: 551-1765 (404 amino acids)
Biological process (GO): signal transduction; peptidyl-serine phosphorylation; positive regulation of canonical Wnt signaling pathway
Cellular component (GO): cytoplasm; plasma membrane; nucleus
Molecular function (GO): protein serine/threonine kinase activity; ATP binding
Source: RefSeq, a predicted model, not a curated record
CUUAACGGAGCGCGAGGCUGCGUAAGAAAACUGGCGCUAGCAGCCGAGCAGCGACCGUCAGUGCGAAGAAAAUGAAAAUGGCUUCAAGAAAUUGGGCGUUAAAAACGACACAAACGGGACUUGUUACAAACUUAUAACGCACGAUUUUAGAUGCUCGUAAACCAUCUGCUGGCUCUAAAGCCGAGGAAUGAGCGACGCAGUUUCACCGAAUCACCAGGAGGGGGCGAUGAGGAUGGGACCCUCGACCGGGCCGCGUCUCAAAUCCAGUAGCUAGGAUCGUAUCCCGGGGGGGGAAAAGAUGCUGCUUUGAAACUUGGGAAAUCCUCCGUUUCGAACUGGAUGAUUAUCUUUCGUGAAACGCACACAUACAGCUGAUUAAAGACAGUCGCUCUUGAAGGAUUUCUCUUCAUACCCCGUAUCUUCCUCUCCUUCAUCCCUCCUCCUCCCCCCACCCUUCCCCCCCCGCCCCCUGUUGUGCUUGACGUUUUGGCGGCUGUGUGGUUUGUAUGGCAGCGGAGUAACCGUGGAGAGGCCGGGGUAUCACAAGCUUAUGGAUUUUGAUAAGAGAGGAGGAGGAGGAGGUGGAGGUGGAGGGAAAGGGGAAGCGGAAGAAGGGAAGAAGAUGUCUAAGACCGGAGGGAGCAGGUCCAGUCACACCGGUCGCACUUCGGCGCCCAAUUCCGGCGUGCUCAUGGUCGGACCAAACUUCCGCGUGGGGAAGAAGAUCGGCUGCGGGAAUUUCGGUGAACUUCGGCUGGGGAAGAAUCUCUACACCAACGAAUACGUAGCCAUAAAACUGGAGCCGAUCAAAUCCCGAGCGCCGCAGCUCCAUCUGGAGUACCGGUUCUACAAACAGCUCGGGAACUCGGAGGGUGUCCCUCAGGUGUACUAUUUUGGUCCAUGUGGGAAAUACAACGCCAUGGUGCUGGAGCUGUUGGGGCCGAGUCUAGAGGAUCUGUUUGACCUGUGUGACCGAACCUUCUCCCUCAAGACUGUGCUCAUGAUCGCUAUUCAGCUGAUAACACGGAUGGAGUUCGUUCACACCCGCAGUCUGAUCUACAGGGACGUGAAGCCGGAGAACUUCCUCGUGGGCCGACCGGGCAGCAAACGGCAACACACCAUCCACAUCAUCGACUUCGGCCUGGCCAAAGAGUACAUCGACCCCGAGACCAAAAAACACAUCCCGUACCGGGAACACAAGAGUCUGACGGGCACGGCGCGCUACAUGAGCAUCAACACACACCUGGGCAAAGAGCAGAGCAGGCGGGACGACUUGGAGGCCCUCGGUCACAUGUUCAUGUAUUUCCUGCGAGGCAGUCUGCCCUGGCAAGGCCUGAAGGCCGACACGCUGAAAGAGCGCUAUCAGAAAAUAGGAGACACCAAAAGAGCGACUCCUAUUGAAGUGCUUUGUGAGAGCUUCCCAGAAGAGAUGGCCACGUACCUGCGCUACGUCAGGAGACUGGACUUCUUUGAGAAACCGGAUUAUGACUACUUACGCAAACUCUUCACAGACCUCUUCGACAGAAACGGCUACAUCUUCGACUACGAGUAUGACUGGGUCGGCAAAACUCUGCCGACUCCAAUAGGACCCAUUCCUACUGACACACCGCUCCAGUCCAGCAGCAGAGAUAAAGCACAGCAGCAGACCAAAAACCAGUCUCCCGAACCCAAAGGAAGUGAAUCCCAGCCGACUCCUGUGACCAACAGGGAGCUCCUGGGCUCGCAUCUCACCGCUGAUAGGCUGGGGGGCUCUGUGCAGCGAUAAGGACGUAUUUCAUGAUUCAUGGGCGGUUAAGGCUCUGGGUUACUGAUCAGGAGGUCGGGGUUGAAGCUCCAGCACCACCAAGCUGCCACUGUUGGGCCCUUGAGCAAGGCCCUUAACCCUCUCUGCUCCAGGGGCGCUGUAUCAUGGCUGACCCUAUGCUCUGACCCCAACUUCUUAACAAGCUGGGAUGUGCGAAGAAAAGAAUUUCACUGUGCUGUAAUGUAUAUGUGACAAAUAAAGGCCUCCUCUUCGUCUACAAUUAAUCAUAGCAAUCAAAGCAAAGCAGACUAUAAACUGCAUUCGGUACAAAGAUCAAGAGGUGGAACUACAGCUUCUUCCUACAAUACAAGUGAUAAAAACGUCUUAAACAUAAACUCACCACGAAGAGUUCAUUCGGCAAACACUGGCUAGGUGAGAGAAAAUAUCUACAGAUAGCACUAAAUAACAGCUACUUCCCAGUACGUGGUUCCUGUUGAUCAGCCGCUGGUCAUCGAUAACGAGGGAUUCAGAUGCAACGAAACAGAAGCGCUUUUCUGAAGUGAAUCAAAACCCGCUCUUCUCCACUGCAACCCUGCACGAUCCAAGGUAACGUAAAUGUAGCUAGCUAAUUUCAUUUAAAAUCAGCUCACUAACAUUAUAAAGAACGAGUCUAGUAUUCUAAGUAAAUGAUUCUUUACAUAAAAUGUAAAAUAAAAUGAACAUAAAAUGUUCAGUGACAUUCCUGGUUGAUUAAUACUAAGUUGAUUAAUAAGUAGGUUACUCAUUUCGGUAUCGGUACUGAUGAGUACCAGAAAACAAUGUACUCGUACUCGGGCUGAAAAUAUUGUAUCGAUGCAUCUCUAGUACAAAACUGUACUAAUGUACUUUGUAGUACUUUAUUUGUGAUACUUACACGUAGCUACCUAAUAGCACUUUUCCACCAAACAACCCGAUUCUGGUUUAAAAAAAAAUCCAAAACCAGAAGUAUCUGGUGGAUUGUAUACGUGGGAAUAAAGUAGAAUACGUUUUUCUGGAGGUUAAUGAGGUCUCGGGUGGUGACUACUGAUAGUUACAAUUACUAAAAUACUACGGUCCACUAGAUAAUACUCAAAAUUAAAAAAAAAUUUAAAUAAACCUUUACUUAUAAAUUUUUUUUGGUAGGAGCUGCACAAUUUAACAUCAGACUACACUGGUACAAGUCAUUGCUCAGAAAUUAUUAUUAGCUAGCUGUUAGGUAGCUGAGUGUAAUUGACCCUUGCAUAGGUUAUUUUCUACUCUCUGAUAUUAAGUAGCAUGUCCUGUAAGCCCCGCCCCCUUACCCUAAACUCACAUUAGUGACGUUUCAGCUGCUGCUUUCGUUCCAACUUCGUUUUUCCUACUUGAAGAAUGCGCUGACGUGGCGUCCUUGCUUUCUGUCAUGGAGAAUGUUUCGAGUUCAUUAGUGUGAAAUAAAAUCUAUUAAUAUUUGUUCAACGUAUCUAACAUUAGCAACCAGCAAGUUAUCUAUGUUUAUUAGGGAUGCCACCGAAACGGUUUGUUGGAAAAUGGUGAAAAAAUAAAGAUUUUGACCAAAAAAAAAAUUAAUUGGUCUACAAUGAAUAGUCAAAUCUAACAUGUUACAACUAAUUUUAACGGUAAUGAAAAUUAGAACGCUCCUUGUGCAUAUAUACAGAGUUUUAUAUUAACCAACUAAAACAGAUGAGUGUCAUCUCUCCUUCCCCAACUCCAUGUCUUUUACACACUUUCAGGAAAAAAAAAAAAACAGUGCUGUUAUAGUUUUAACUGUAAAUCUAUUAAAAAAAUCUGAGCGCGAGUUUGUUUUACUUGCAGUACCCACACCUAGACUCCUAGACUGGAGUAUAAAUAAAAUGAAAUCACAUGCUGGAAUGGAAACUCUCUCUCUCUCACACACACACACGCACACAGACUUCCUCCCUUCUCUUUCUGCUUCCUCUUUUCUGUGUGUGUGUGUGUGUGUGUUUGUGUGUGUGUGUGUGUGUGGUGAUUAUUUUUUCCUGCUGUGUUUCCUCUCCCUCACUUCUCUCUAAGGAUCCACUUUUACUUUUAGUGAUCUGGUGACCUCACCGUAACCCCGCGCUCACACCAGCAGCGACGCAACAUGACAAAGCGCCAGCAAGUCGAUGGUUUUCACAGAGAGCUACUGAUUUCUGGUGACGAGGCAAACUGGACAUGUGAUGCGCAAUGGGCGUGGCUAGCAGCGUAAAUAAAAAGCUGUUUAGCGAAGUUUAUAGUUAUGCAAAUGAGAAGCGAAGCGAUUUGGCAGCUACCAAUAGGAACGAGGGACAGUUAUGUGCUUCUUUUUCCCCCGACUGUGAAACAUUAACGUUUUCUCCCCACAUACUUGUUCCUAAUCAUCGUUCCUGACCUGGGUGAUGAGCUCGAAGUGUUUCAUUUACACAGACUGAAGAGUGCCAGUGUUUCACUAAUAUAUUCUACAAAAUAAAACCCUAUACGCCUGCCACACAAGAAUCGUGAACGGUUGCUUUAGUUUCUCAGAUUCAUUUUAUACACAAAAAUUUUUCCCUCUAGAAUUUUUUAUUAUUAAAGGAAGAGCGGCUGAUCUGUAAGUUAAAUGCCGAGUGCCACCAGUGAAACCAUGGCGACUGACAGGAAACUGACGAUCGGACCGCACUCUAGACGGAAAAUCGCUGCCGAUGUGAACGCAGUGUUAAUCCUUGAUUUAAUUAAUGAAUUAAUUCCUGUUUGAAUUGUCAGAUUGUAAUGCGAGUUUUACGCAGGGCAUUGCAGGGUUACAAAUAUAUUCAAAAAACAUCAUUGUAUGAAUGUGUAUUUUAAUUUAUUAGUAGCAGUAGUAACCCUAGUACACUUGUUUUGUCCACAUUCCUAGAUUCAUAGUCGUUUAGAGCACAGGAUUGUACGCUAAAGCCCUAUUCGGAUUGGAUUAGUUUAUCAGAGGGAUGUUUUUUUAACCCGUCUCCUUGGUGAUAAAACUCUUGAAGUAAAAUGACCACAGGAGGAGAGAGUUUCUAGCAGUUUGUAUUUUCUGCAAACCUGGAUGUUUGCAUCACGUGGUCACAUGAUCACACUCCGUUCACAACAUUGUUUCCAAGUGAUCGAAGAAGCUCUGGAGCAGAGACGAGGCGCGCACUGCAGCUUGUUUCAGUUUGGGACGAAUCAAAGUUCCAGGAACUUUGAACACAAUUCAUUAUCUCACAGUAUCAGAAAACAUCCUCUUUUCGUUUCACGGUUCAGGAAGUGUUUAAUAUCUGGGAGAGGGUCACUUUGAGCUACAGGACUAAAUACUGCAAGUAGCAGAAGUCAAACAUCUUUUUUUCCCAGUCACACUAGCAAGUGACAAGUCGUUUGUCUCAUUUAUAAUUUAUAGUCUCUUAUUGAUGUUAAUUAAAUUAAAUAAUCAGUAUGAAAAUUAGCUACGUACGUACACUCACCAGAGGCACCAGCGAUCUCUGCUACUUCUUUCCAAGCUUUAUUUUUCUAUGUAAUGUUUCUGUACAGAGGUUAGAUAUGACAGGAUAAGACGAAACCACCCUUAUAGUUACAGUAAAUGGAAACUAGCUGCUAAUUGAAGAAACGUCAGACGGCACCCAGUGUAGGACUGGUCCGAGGAAUCAUUCGACACGAUCUCACUUCAAAUGCGGCUCUGUGUCGCUUUGUCGCUUGCUAGUAUGAGUGUAGGGAUAAGAUGGACAUUUUCUUCUAGGUGUAAAAGAGUGAUUAAGGUCAUUACCGAGAGGGGCAAUGGUGGCUGGACGGUUAAGGCUCUGGGUUACUGAUUGGAAGGUCGGGGUUCAAGCCCCAGCACUGUCAAGCUGCUG